This is a messenger RNA of Humulus lupulus (European hop), 2166 nucleotides long. Its product is annotated as laccase-17-like. Gene Ontology annotation, biological process: lignin catabolic process. Gene Ontology annotation, molecular function: hydroquinone:oxygen oxidoreductase activity; copper ion binding. NCBI's taxonomy places the organism in Eukaryota, Viridiplantae, Streptophyta, Magnoliopsida, Rosales, Cannabaceae. The coding region runs from base 67 to 1845 and encodes 592 amino acids. The record is from RefSeq and is a predicted model, not a curated record. The transcript is spliced from 6 exons. Gene Ontology annotation, cellular component: apoplast.
UAUAACUCAACACCCUUUUUCUAUUUCUCUCAAUUACUUCCCAAUUUGGAUAUAUAUCAAGAAAUAAUGGGUGUUCCUUCUCCUCUUCAAUCUUCACCACAUAUGGUGGCUUUUUUCUUUGUUAUAAGCUCUAUUUGGGCCUUUCCUAUGGCUGCAGCCAUCACCAGGCAUUACAACUUUGAUAUAAGACUGACAAAUGUUACGCGGUUGUGCCACACGAAGAGCAUCAUCUCAGUGAAUGGUGAAUUCCCAGGUCCUCGCAUCAUUGCUAGAGAGGGAGAUAGGCUUCUCAUUAAGGUGGUCAACCAUGUUCCAAACAACAUCUCCAUUCAUUGGCAUGGUAUUAGACAGUUUCGAAGUGGGUGGGCAGAUGGGCCAGCAUAUAUAACCCAAUGCCCCAUUCAAAGUGGUGAGAGUUAUGUGUACAAUUACACCAUAACUGGCCAAAGAGGAACUCUGUUUUGGCAUGCUCACAUCUCAUGGCUAAGAGCAACUGUAUAUGGACCCAUCAUUAUCCUCCCUACCCGCAACGAUUCUUACCCAUUUCCCAAACUCCACAAAGAAGUUCCAAUAAUUUUUGGUGAGUGGUGGAAUGCGGAUACAGAGGCUGUCAUCAACCAGGCUCUUCAGACCGGUGCGGGCCCAAAUGUCUCUGAUGCCUACACAAUCAAUGGACUCCCGGGCCCAUUGUACAAUUGUUCACAGAAGGACACUUUUAGACUAAAGGUGAAGCCAGGAAAGACCUAUCUCCUUCGUCUGAUCAACGCUGCACUCAACGAUGACCUCUUUUUCAGCAUAGCAAAUCACACCGUAACCGUAGUUGAAGCCGACGCCCUAUACGUGAAGCCAUUUGAGACUGACAUUAUACUAAUCACGCCGGGCCAAACCACCAACCUUCUCCUCAAGACAAAACCAAACUCCCCACCAAACGACACUAAAUUCCUCAUGCUAGCCAGACCCUACUCCACUGGCCUCGGAACUUUUGACAACACCACCGUAGCUGGAAUCCUCGAAUACGAAAACCUCUCCAACCACCACCACCACCACCAUCAUCAUAAUUCUACUAAUAAAAACCAAACAGUGCUUCUCAGACCAACUUUACCACAAAUAAACGACACGUCGUUUGCUGCAAACUUCAGCAGCAAACUCCGGAGUUUGGCCAACUCAAAGUACCCAGCGAAUGUUCCUAAAACCGUGGACAAGAGGUUUUUCUUCACGGUCGGACUAGGAACCAAUCCAUGUCCGAAAAACCAAACAUGUCAGGGACCAACGAACCGAACAAAGUUCGCAGCUUCAGUGAACAACGUAUCGUUUACUCUUCCUUCUACUGCUAUACUCCAAGCCCAUUUCUUUGGUAGAUCAAACGGUGUUUACACGACGGAUUUUCCGACCUUCCCUCUCAAGUUCUUCAACUUCACCGGAAUUUCACCGAACAGCACUAACAUUACUAAUGUUGGUAGUGGGACUAAGGUGGUGGUGCUGCCCUAUAAUACUAGUGUGGAGUUGGUUAUGCAGGACACUAGUCUUCUCGGCGCUGAGAGCCACCCUCUUCAUUUGCAUGGCCACAAUUUCUUUAUCGUUGGACAAGGUUUCGGUAAUUAUAAUUCGAAAACGGACCCCGCCAACUUCAACCUCGUCGACCCUGUCGAGAGAAACACCGUCGGUGUACCCUCCGGUGGUUGGGUCGCCAUCCGAUUCCUCGCAGAUAAUCCAGGGGUAUGGUUUAUGCAUUGCCACUUUGAAGUCCAUUUGAGUUGGGGUCUAAGGUUGGCGUGGGUAGUCCAAGAUGGGAAGCUCCCUAAUCAGAAGGUGCUUCCUCCACCGUCGGAUCUUCCCAAAUGUUGACCUUAAUUUGAAUGGUGACUACUGGAGGACCUGUUGAUUGAUAUAUAUAUAUAUAUUAUACAUAAUGAGCGGCAGCCUUUUCCCACUUCCAUUUUUUUUAACUUAUAAAUGUUUGAUUUUGUUUUCCCAUAUAUUCUCUUUUUUAGUAACAGAGUGAUUGUGAAUUUUUCUACUGCGAAAUCUUCUUCCAGAGUCCUCCAAUAUUAAAUUGGAAAAAAAAAGGAAUAAUAUUGAGGAGAGCUUGUGUUCUACCCGGCAUGAAUAUCAGAGCUAGCUGUUGUAAUUGCUAAAAUAAAUAUAAUAAACAUAUUCACGAAACAA